Messenger RNA from Neoarius graeffei (lesser salmon catfish), 2035 nucleotides. RefSeq names its product GTP binding protein 6 (putative) (gene gtpbp6). Bases 259 to 1929 code for a protein of 556 amino acids. NCBI's taxonomy places the organism in Eukaryota, Metazoa, Chordata, Actinopteri, Siluriformes, Ariidae. Gene Ontology annotation, molecular function: GTP binding; ribosome binding. The transcript has 10 exons. The record is from RefSeq and is a predicted model, not a curated record. Gene Ontology annotation, cellular component: cytoplasm.
AGGAAGUAAGAGAGCGGUGUACUAGCCGAGUGCUCUACUUAAGAGUAUUCUAACAUAACGCACUGCGGCGGGAUUCUUACAGACUCACUAGUAUUUUAGUAUUAUUUAGACAAGUUGGAAUAUUUUUUCCCAGCCAGAUUUAUUACGUUAAACUUUAGCUGCGAGUUAUGAAUUAAAUUUAGUGACCCAGUGGGAAAUAUGUAUUUUUACUUAGUUUCCAUGUAGUGUGAUAAGUAUAUGGUGUUAUAAAGAGCUAAAAUGGGUUUUAUUAAAUACAGUAUUCUGGUUAAACAUGUCUUCAGUCCGGGGAGGUUUGUAUGGAGAAGAUGUUCAAACUGGACAAACCCAUUAAACAGGUUUGAAUCAAACCAGACACAUGACAGCACACUGUGUCCAUGUUUUCUUCACACAUCACAGACAUAUUCUUCAAAAUAUAUCAAGUCUCUGCAGUGGUAUUUCUCCAGAAGGACUUUCUCAGGAAGUGCUUAUAAACAGAAGAACAAAACCCAGCAUCCUGGUCAUGAUGAUGAUGAAGAGCAGAGUUAUGAAGAUGAGGAGGAUUUUAUUGAGGAUGAAGAAGUGGAGGAGAUUUUCCAGCAGCAGAGACUUGUAGGAAUUGGAGAUGAGGACCACCAGGUGUUCAUUGUUCAUCCUGAUGUGAAAUGGGGACAUAAAAAGCAAUACCUGACCACAGCUGAUCUGCAGAUGGCCGAGGCUGUUGGUCUGGUCAAUACGUUACAGAACUGGACAGUCGUGGAUAAGAUCAUCCUCUCCACAAAAACUCCGGAAAAGAAAAGAAUCUUUGGAAAGGGGAAUUUCCAGAUGCUCACAGAGAAAAUCAGAAGAACCGCCGGUGUCUCGGCCGUGUUUAUGAACGUUGAGCGUCUGUCGUCGGUAUCAGAGAGAGAGCUGCAGGAGGCCUGGGGGGUGAAGGUGUUCGACAGAUACUCACUGGUUCUGUAUAUUUUCCGCCGUAAUGCCAGAACCAAAGAGGCCAAACUGCAGAUCUCGCUGGCGGAGGUUCCACUGCUCAGGUCACGACUGAAGAAUGAAGUUGCGAACUUGGAUCAGCAAGGUGGUGGUUCGAGGUACAUCAUGGGCUCAGGUGAAACUCUGUAUGAGGUGCAGCAGAGGCUGCUGAAGGAACGAGAGCUGAAGAUUCGCUCUGCACUCGAGAGACUGAGGAAGAAGAGGCACAUGCUUCGAUCGCAGCGCAAACACAAAGACUUCCCCAUCGUCUCGGUCAUGGGCUACACCAACUGUGGUAAGACCACUCUGAUCAAAGCUCUGACAGGUGAUGUUGCUCUCCAGCCAAAAGAUCAGCUCUUUGCCACUCUGGAUGUCACGGUACACGCCGGUCGGCUGCCCGGCCACAUGACCGUGCUGUAUGUGGACACCAUCGGCUUCCUGUCUCAACUGCCGCACCAGCUCAUUGACUCGUUUUCAGCCACGCUGGAGGACGUGGCCCAUUCUGAUCUCAUCGUUCAUGUGAGGGACAUCAGUCAUCCAGAGACCGUCAAUCAAAAGGUCAACGUGCUGAACGUUUUAAAGAAUCUUCAGAUCCCAGAAAGGCUCAUGAACUCCAUCAUCGAGGUGCACAACAAGAUUGACCUCGUUGAGGGCUACGAGUCACCUGAUCCCGAGGCUGUCCCGAUAUCAGCGCUGAGUGAGCUGGGACUGGAGGAGUUAAAGCAGAGAGUUGAAGAAUCCGUCAUGAAGUCCACCGGGAAACAAACCAUGAUUCUGAAAGUGGAUCUCAACAGCCCUCAGUUAGGGUGGCUGUAUAAGGAAGCCACGGUUCAGGAAGUGCAUGAUGGAGAUGACGACUGUACGGCCAACGUCAAGGUGGUGAUCAGCGCCGCAGCAUACGGACGCUAUAGGAAGCUGUUCCUGCUCACGCGGCAUAACACCACACACACACACCCCUGAGGCGUGUGUUUGUCCUCUUUCUGACACUAGGUAAAUAUUUAUUUAUGAAAAGUUUUCAUAUAUCACACACUGUAUAAACCAAGUAAAUAAAAUUGUACAAAAGUAA